AUGGAAAUUACCAAGGGAAUUCUGGAGAUAGGAGGGACAACAAGGGGAACUUUGGGAAGGGGAAUGGGGGGACAGUCAUCCAACCAUAAAGGGAAUGGGAACCAACUGGGUGAGAAGCCCAAGAGGAAGUAUUUCUGCAAGAGGUGUGAGAAAGACCACCCAGGAAAGGACUGUGAGGGAAACCCGGUAACUUAUCGUUACUGUCAUAAGUUGGGACAUCGUGAGUAUGAGUGUUUCAAGAAGGAAGCUGAUGUUAAGUAUGGGAAGGUGAAAGAGUCUAGUGCACCUAGUAAACCACCUCAGUCUAGUGGACCUACAACCAAGGCUGGAACCAGUAGCGGUGCAGGAGGUGCCCCAAAGGGUCGUGUGUUUGUGAUGAAUAGUCGGCAAGCUAACUUUACUAAUGAUGUGGUAAUUGGUGUUUUCUUUAUAAGUUCUUUUCUUGUGAAAGUCUUGUUUGAUUCAGGGGCGUCACAUUCUUUUAUUUCCAAGGAAGUAGUUGGGAGUCUCGGGGUAGAGUUUCUGGCUGGUUUGAUCGAGUUUGACUUGAAUGACUUUGAUGUGAUUCUGGGUAUGGAUUGGUUGGGAAAGUAUGAAGCAAAAAUUGAUUGUGCGGCUGAAAAGGUCACCUUGACUAGCCCAAGUAAGACCAAAGUGGUGUAUAAAAAGGAAGGGAAAAGUUCAGGGUUGAGAAUUGUAUCUGCAAUGCAACUACAGAAGCUGGUUAAGAAGGGUUGUCCUUUGUUUUUGUGUAGUGUUCAAGAGGUUGAAAGAGAGGAAAAGAAAGGUGAAGAGGGUAUUCCUGUUGUAGAAGAGUUUCCAGAUGUGUUUCCGGAUAAGAUUCCUGGUAUGCCACUAGUGAGGGAUGUUGAGUUCACUAUCAAUCUAGUGUCUAGAACUAGACCUAUUUCUAAGGCUCCAUAUAGGAUGGCUCCAGCUGAGUUGAGGGAGUUGGAGACCUAG
This is a messenger RNA of Chenopodium quinoa (quinoa), 963 nucleotides long. RefSeq lists its product as uncharacterized. Bases 1 to 963 code for a protein of 320 amino acids. Lineage: Eukaryota; Viridiplantae; Streptophyta; Magnoliopsida; Caryophyllales; Amaranthaceae. The record is from RefSeq and is a predicted model, not a curated record. The transcript is spliced from 2 exons.